AUGUUUAGUAAUAGUAACGACUUUGGCUCCCAAGGCAGUAAUUUACAACAACAACAACAGAUGAAUUAUCAACAACCGAAUCAGAUGCGGAAUAUAGAUCAAAAUCAACAAAUGCCAAGACCACCUGCCGCUAAUUUUAGUAAUAAUUAUAUGAGACAACAAGGUUCGAAUCAAUCCUUAGCCGAUGAUAUAGAUAGAAAAAAUGGCAACAACAACAGCAAUAUGAUGCAUAAUGGUGGGUUUACUGACGUUCCAUCCUUGAAUUUCCCAUCCACACCAACUCAUCAAAACAGUUACGUAAUACCGAACCAAAUUACAAAUACACCACCACCAGCAAUGGCCAAUUUGUAUAAACAUAACAAUAAUUCGAAUAGUAUGGUACAGAAUAAUGGAGGUAGUAAUGGUAGUAUUAGCAAUAUGAGUCAAUAUAAUUCCAAUAUUAACAAUAAUUCUAAUAAUGGCGUUAUUAUGGAUCAACCUGCUGCACCAUUUUCGCCAAGUGUUUAUUCAAACGAUUCUGAUUAUAAUCAUCCUAACUUACAAAGUAAUACUAGUAUUCAUAGUAAUCAAUAUAACCAUCAACCACAAUUUUUAUACAAUGAUGAUCAUUCUCAUUCACAGUCGCCUCAACAAGAUAGUCCUAUUAGGAGUGUUAAGAAUAUGCCAAUUCAACAACAGCAGAUGCAACAACAACAAAUGACACAACAACAGUUGCAACAACAGCAACAACAGCAAAUACAACAACAACAGAUGCAACAGCAACAACAGCAACAACAAAUGCAGCAUCAACAAAUACAGCAAGGACAAGUACAACAGCAACAAAUGCAACAACAACAAAACAUUCAAAUACAGCAACAACAACAACAACAAGGACAAUAUAAUGAUAAGCAAGGACAACCUAACGGAAACUACAUGUAUUUUGAAAGGCGACCUGACUUAUUGUCUAAAUCUACUCAAGAUAAAGCAGCUGCUGUCAAAUUGAAAAUUGAGAAUUUUUACCAGUCUUCUGUCAAAUAUGCAAUUGAACGUAAUGAGAGGAGAGUUGAGCUUGAAGCUGGUUUAAAUUCACACGACUGGUCAGAAGAGAGAAAGAACAGACAAUUAUCAUCUCUAGGGAAAAAGGAAUCUCAAUUUUUAAGGUUAAGAAGAACGAGGUUGUCUCUAGAAGAUUUUCAAACUGUUAAAGUUAUUGGUAAAGGUGCAUUUGGUGAAGUUCGUCUUGUUCAGAAACGUGAUACUGGUAAGAUAUAUGCAAUGAAGACUCUAUUAAAAUCCGAAAUGUACAAGAAAGAUCAACUGGCUCACGUGAAGGCUGAAAGAGAUGUUCUUGCCGGUACAGAUUCCCCAUGGAUUGUUUCAUUAUACUAUUCUUUCCAGGAUCCACAAUAUUUAUAUCUAAUCAUGGAAUUUUUGCCAGGUGGUGAUUUAAUGACUAUGUUAAUCAGAUGGCAAUUAUUUACAGAAGAUGUUACUAGGUUUUAUAUGGCUGAAUGUAUCCUUGCGAUCGAGACCGUUCAUAAGUUGGGUUUCAUCCAUAGAGAUAUCAAACCCGAUAAUAUUUUGAUUGAUAUUAGAGGACACAUCAAACUUUCUGAUUUUGGUUUAUCUACCGGUUUCCAUAAGACUCAUGAUUCUAAUUACUAUAAGAAAUUAUUACAACAAGAUGAAACAAAACCGCAAGGUUCUGGCACCACAACUGGGUUAACUAAACCUGGACAGCCAGGCGAGAAUAAUGGUACAGAUAAAAAGAGUAAUAGGCAAACUAUGGUUGUUGAUUCUAUUAACUUAACCAUGUCUAGUAGACAACAAAUCCAAACAUGGCGUAAAUCUCGUCGUUUGAUGGCGUAUUCAACAGUAGGUACACCAGAUUAUAUUGCCCCAGAAAUAUUUUUAUACCAAGGUUAUGGUCAAGAGUGUGAUUGGUGGUCAUUAGGUACUAUCAUGUAUGAAUGUUUAAUUGGGUGGCCACCAUUCUGUUCGGAGACACCUCAGGAGACAUAUCGUAAGAUUAUGAAUUUUGAACAAACGUUACAAUUUCCUGAUGAUAUUCAUAUUUCAUAUGAAGCUGAAGAUUUAAUUCGUCGUUUAUUAACACAUGCUGAUCAAAGACUUGGCAGACAUGGAGGAGCCGAUGAGAUCAAGAGUCAUCCUUUCUUUCGUGGUGUUGAUUGGAAUACAAUUAGACAAGUGGAAGCACCUUAUAUUCCAAAAUUAAGUUCUAUUACAGACACUAGAUUCUUCCCAACAGAUGAAUUAGAAAAUGUACCUGACUCACCAGCGAUGGCUCAAGCUGCAUUACAAAGAGAACAAAUGAUGAAACAAGGUAAUAACAAUGCUCCAAUUAAGGAAGAUUUACCAUUUAUUGGUUACACUUAUUCUAGAUUUGAUUAUUUAACAAAAAAGAACGCUCUUUAG
Molecule: messenger RNA, 2415 nt
Organism: Maudiozyma saulgeensis
Lineage: Eukaryota; Fungi; Ascomycota; Saccharomycetes; Saccharomycetales; Saccharomycetaceae
Source: the annotation of a GenBank genome assembly